AUGCCAUCUUAUGUUCCUGGUCAACCAGACGUCAUCAAAUUUGUGAAGGAGCUUGGCGAGGAUCAUGAAAGUCGCGAAAUUGACAAGAUCACACGGGUAAAUCAUCAUGAGGCUGUGCCUCUUGUUACUACCGCUGAGGACGAAGAUACGGCCAGUCAGUACGGCAACGUAAAAGUAACCGAUGAUCAACCAGGUAGGGCCCCUACGCAGCACCAACAAUCCCUUGAAACGACGACUCGCUCGAGGGUCACUGCAAGUCCAGUUGAAAAUCAAACCAAGAAAAGUAUCAACCAGGACAGGUCUUUUUUAGACAGUCGGCAACCUCAGAGAAGGGGACAGGACAGCCCGGACACCGCGGCCUUAUCGCUAACGAACAGGGAGGUCCCCGAGGUGCAUCAGAUAAUUCUCAACAAGCAACUCGACCAAGAAUCGAACCGGUCGUUACUGCAACCACCGUCGACACGCCACCCACAGCAAGAAAACAAAGCAGGGUCCGGUUUGCGGACGCCACGUACCCAGAUGGAGAAGAAGCCUCAGCAGAGUGGCAGUCACAAGGUCAACGUCGCCGAAGACCGUCUCUCGGCACAGGAAUAUUUGCCACAGGAGAACGUACACACCCGCCUACAAGAAAAGAGGCAGAGUAUAGAGUCGACACAAAUUUGCAAAACCAAGAGCCCGAAAGCAUCAGCCCCAGUGCCCCGCCAGGCUGCAUGCACACUCACCACCACCACUACUGGCAAUGGGUUCGACCAAGCCCACCGCCUGCCUUUGAAGGCUACGAGCCGUCAGGGAGCCCUGGGCCGAACCCUGCGAGUGCAUUUAUGUCCAGAGUCGGAGCCGAAGUCGCACACACUACUAUACAGCCGGCGAGCAGCUGGUCCCAAGAACAGUUUGGAGGCAGGUUCCCUGCCCAGUCGGUCAAUGAAAAGAUCGCCGAGCUUGCAAGACCACCAUCCCGCGAUACCAGCGAUCGCAUCCACUUCUACCGCGUGGUUGAGCCGCAGCACACCGUCAACAGUGAGCAAGCUGCAGUGCACAAGAGAGAAAACAGAGGCACUUGUGAAGCGCAAACCACCGCCUCCUCGGGCCAAAACGAGAUCCACGUUCACAUCCACCUCCCCGCGAGCAUUUUCAACAUCGGCCAGGUCGGAGGCAGCCAGAAUCCUAUGGGGCAUAUCACCGGCAAAGAAGCUACUGGAUCAUCAGCGCCUAUUGGCGGCGGCAGCAUUGAGCGCCGAAAAGGCGGGAAUAGUAGACCCGGAGAGCAAGCCCAAGAAAGUACUUCAGACGGAGGCCAAGAAAAAAAGUCCCUCCGGAGGAAACGAGGUCGACACUCACUCCAGCGGAAAGCCUAAGAUGCCGGUGCAAGGUGAGCCGGCAGAGGAGUUUCAAGGGUUCUCGGCUCGAUUACGACUGAUCAUGGCUGGAUGGAGCAUGGCAGGUCUCUUGUUUGCUUGGAUUGUGCUCAAGAGAUAUUGGGAUGCCGCUGCGCCUGUCUUCACGGAGAAUUCGGCGAUGCGUGAGCGACUUGCCAAGGGACGACCCAUAGUAGGUGAUAUAAUAUCCUUGGUGUUGGCAGCGAACGCCGUGUUUGUAGCCGUGCUGGCCAGUGUCUAG
Molecule: messenger RNA, 1617 nt
Organism: Pyricularia oryzae 70-15
Lineage: Eukaryota; Fungi; Ascomycota; Sordariomycetes; Magnaporthales; Pyriculariaceae
Exons: 1
Coding region: 1-1617 (538 amino acids)
Source: RefSeq, a predicted model, not a curated record